CUUCUUUGGAGCUCUACGUGGGCUGUGACGGUGGUUUUCACAAAUUCACAUUCAGCUGCAGCUACCCUGGCGUGUCGACAACGCAAGAAGGCACGCUUACUGGAGAUGGCGCUCCGGAAAUACUUGGAGAACGAGCUGAGCCCUGCACUGACUUGCUUUUUAGCAUUCCAGAUGAUUGCACACGAACGCAAGAUGCUUCGAGGACUUGCACAAAACAAAAGGAUUGGGUCCGCGACAUUGUGCGACUCGGCGAUACCAGUGCGUAUCUGGUUGCGACAAACUACGGGCGACUUUUUUGUGUGAACAGAUCACCUACCGUGUGUAGCAGAUCACUAUCGACCGGGGCCGAGACAAGAGAAGACAAUCCGUCCGAUGCGUACGAAAUGUUGAACCUUCCGCACUUAGCGUCGUCGUUGAACAAGCAACCGGAGGAUAGAAGUGCCAGCACCGACGGCGGGAAAGUGCAACAAUUUGACCCGUCCGCUGGAACUGCGAGAGACGGUACUGAGGUACAGCAUCCGGAGGAAGGACCUCGACCAAGGAUGCAGUGCACCAAAAUUUGUGACAUGCGGAUACCAGCAGCGUCGUGCGGCAACGACGGUGAUCAGUUUGUCGUCUUUGCCGGCACUGCCUGCGGUCGAAUUUGUAGUUUCAAUUCACCAGCAGGUGUAGAAAUGAACAUCGAAAAGCGGCCCUUCUCUGAAGUCGAUUCUGCUCGCACAAUGCAAGUCGCAGCGUGCCCUUUCCCGCAGAAGGGACGCGUAGUCAAUCUCUGGCCAUUCAGCCGCCCGCUCGCAGCGACUGGCUGUGACGAGACAGGCGGUGAAAUCAAACACUUUCUCGUUGCUGCCGCCGCCAGUGCUAUUGCAGUGUACGAAAUAAGGGUUGGAGACGGAGAGCCAAGUGUCAGCAAUCCAGGCGGCGACCCUUCCACUUUGUCGCUUUUGUGGCAGCAGCCACAAUUGAAAGUGCAGGCCUGUUGUCUUGUCGAGUGUGUGAACGUCGAAAGUCAAGGCAAACCUGCCUUAGUCUUUGUUUUCGGCGAUGACCAGGGACGUAUGCGGUUCUUCGAAUAUUCAACGGGUGCCCAGCUUUUCGAGCAAGGAAAUGCGCACGCGGGCAAGAUUUUAUCGUUACACAGAGACAAAAGCCGCGCAGGCUCGUUCUACUCCCUUGGCGCGGACUCGACGGUGGCACAGUGGCGCGUGAGCUGUCGCAACGAAUUUAUCGUGUCAGACUCAUCUACAACUGCGUCAAGCAGCAGUGCUGAUGGGAAAAGAAACCCGGUUUUCUCUUUGGAAAAGGUGUUUUGGUAUAAAUCCUCGCAGAUUUCGCAUCUUUACUUCCAUGAUGCCGCCGGUGGAUCAUGUGUAGAAGGUGAGCAAGAACAAAAAGAACCCCUUCUGGCGGGCUUCACAGCGGGGGAUUUUGUCAUGGUGAGCGGCUACCAGGGCGACGAGCUGGUCAAGGUGAACUGUGGCGGCGCGCGACGGGCCUUCUGCAUCUCGAGCGAGGAAUUCGUUUACACUCAACAGGAUGCUGUGUAUGUCAAAAAGAUCCCAAAAGUCAACACCUUCUCGCAGAAGCUGCUCAACGCCGGUGUCGGGAAGGAAGUUUUGGCGCUGGCUUGUCCGCGAAGAAGCAUGAUCGCAAGAUCAUCGUCAGCGACGUCACAGAACAGCAACCCUAGUGAGGAAGAUGUUUUAUUUUCCGGAGGGGAAGAGAACGUGCUUGCAGUACACACGUUUCGGGAAAGCGGUGAGAGUGAUUAUGGGGCAGAGCAGCGAGAAGAACAUGUUUUUCACAGCGAGCAGAACAGCGUGAAGCCGAUGUCUUUUUCGUCAUGCGACACGGAAAUUUUUCACCGACAGGCCUCCGCUGUGAAAUGCAUGUGUUGCGCAGAACAACAACAAACAGAAAGUUCUUCGAACGGUGGUCGUCGUUCUUUUCUCGUGACCGGUAGCGCGCACGGCGAACUGAAAGUUUUCGACGCAACGGCAGCUCCGUACACCCUGAAGUUUCACAAGGUUCUCGCACAGGACCGCCUGCUGGCCAUCGACGCCAGAGUGGACGGAGAAAACCUGCUGCGCUUCGCAACCACCACCUCCAGUGGUGUGGUCCUGUUCGGGACACUGUUUCUCACUGGAACGACCGCCCGCCUCGGUCGCCUUUCUCGGCUCGAAAUUCCGGGAACUGGGGUAGGAAUGGCAGUUGCGUUGCUAAGGCAACCAACGAUGCGAAAGAACAUGGAUGAAGAUGGGGGGAUCGUCAAGAUGCACCAGACUGCUCGUCGUGUUGAGCCCCAAGUAGAACUACAUGAGGCAGGACAGCCAGCGGCGAGCUUCGCGGUCGGCUGUACCGACGGCGGUGUAUACCUUUUCGAUGGGAGAAUGAAUAAAUGGGACCGCGACUCGUUCAAGUUCCUGCCCGGUUCGGUAAAUGCGGUAUGUGCGGUCACAAUUAUGAAAGCAGAAGCACCGGAAAAUUCUACAGAAAAUCAAACGCCACUGAUCGCGGCUGCCUGCGACGAUGGGAUGUGCUACAUCCUGCGCCCUUUCUUCGAGAAACAGGAUGGCGACGUGUUUGCGCAUGCCACCAAUAAAGCUGCAUGGCCAGAACAGCCGGCGGUCGAAAUCGCAAACACAAGGGGCCAUAUUUCCGCGUGCGCCUUGAAGUGUGUCGCUUAUGAUGAACCACGACAACUGUUGGUCACCGCGGGAUGGGAUCGCGUAGUCCGGGUGUAUUGCUGCAGGGAGAUGCUCCAAUCUUACAGGUGCUCAUCAUCUUCCGCAACGGUCGGGAAAGCGCACAACAGAUCGUCUUCGGUGAAGCCGCUAACCCUUGUGGCCUCGUCCCGCACGUCUGUGACGGAAAUUCAGGCGCUGUGUAUUCUAGAAUCAAGAAGAGACGAUGCUGGCACGACAAGUGUCGUGGUCGCCGGGCGGGGUAUGGAGAAGCUGAAAAUCAUCGUAGAAAUAGUGCCGAAUAGCUGCGACGCGACUGAGAAACAAGCAAAAACUACGCAGAGGGUAGCAGACGCUACAGCGUGUGGUGCUGCUGGUGGCGCUUGAUCAUUUCUUGAAGGCGUGCGCUGGGUGCGUAAACUGUGUGGUAUGAUUGCUCGUGCGACAUUGUGAUUGUACUGUUAAGUACUUAUCCAUCAAAACGAUAAAGCGAGGACGACAGGCUGACUCGCCCUUUCUGAAAAAGGAAUCCGAACGACAUUUACAGCAAGCGACAAUCACAUAAUGAAGUGCGAAC
Molecule: messenger RNA, 3261 nt
Organism: Amoebophrya sp. A120
Lineage: Eukaryota; Dinophyceae; Syndiniales; Amoebophryaceae
Source: the annotation of a GenBank genome assembly